Aspergillus thermomutatus is the source of this 915-nucleotide messenger RNA. RefSeq names its product putative carboxylesterase. The transcript has a single exon. Lineage: Eukaryota; Fungi; Ascomycota; Eurotiomycetes; Eurotiales; Aspergillaceae. Gene Ontology annotation, molecular function: hydrolase activity. The record is from RefSeq and is a predicted model, not a curated record. The coding region runs from base 1 to 915 and encodes 304 amino acids.
AUGGCCAGCCUUUCCGCCUUGCUGCGCUAUGUGCGCCUCAAAUUCCUGGUCUCCUUUUACCGCCUCGUUGUCAAAUUCCUUGCCUCGCCCCCGAGGCCUCACCCCGACUCUGUACUGAGAAUUCCGUCACGCGAUCACGGUCGCACUAUUAAAGCCCAUCUCUAUAAGCCCUCCGCAGAGUACGCUGAAAGCAGGGAUCCCAAUCCAGUCUUGGUCAACUUUUACGGCUCCGGCUUCGCGGUUCCUCUCUAUGGCGCCGACGACGGUUUCUGUCGGUUCAUCGCCACGACGGCCGGCUAUGCCGUACUCGAUGUCGAGUAUCGACUGGGACCGGAGCACCCGUUUCCUGCGGCGGUCAACGACGUCGAGGAUGCCGUCAAAUAUGUGCUUGGCCGGCCGGAAGAGUACCAGACCUCGCAAGUCUCCGUGUCCGGGUUCUCAUCGGGCGGCACCCUCGCGCUCGUCGCCCCGACACUGUUUCCUCCCGGCACCUUUCAGUCCGCCAUUGCUUUCUAUCCGGCGACGAAUGUAGCCAUGGACCCGAGCAUGAGAAAGGCCCCCGCACCGAACGCGAAGCCGCGCUCGCCGUUCUGGACUCGGAUCUUCCGGGAAUCAUACAUAGGAAACAUGGAUCCUCGAGAUCCUCGCAUCUCGCCGGCGUAUGCCGAUGCAUCCAAAUACCCCGCCAACAUGCUGGUUGUCACAGCGGAGCUGGACUCGUCGGCGCUCGAGGCAGAGGGAUUGGCCAAGAAAGCCGAGACCGAAGGCAUAGCAAGCGGCAGGAAUGUGGUACUUCGGAGGAUGAAAGAGUGCGGACAUGGAUUCGACAAGAAGAACAGUUGUGUUUCGGCCCGAGAUGAGGCUUAUGGACUUGCCGUAGAUAUGUUGAAAAGGAUCGCAGGCGAGAGCGGUUGA